Molecule: messenger RNA, 5194 nt
Organism: Diorhabda carinulata
Lineage: Eukaryota; Metazoa; Arthropoda; Insecta; Coleoptera; Chrysomelidae
Gene: Cdk1
Product: cyclin-dependent kinase 1
Exons: 6
Coding region: 163-1092 (309 amino acids)
Biological process (GO): mitotic G2 DNA damage checkpoint signaling; G2/M transition of mitotic cell cycle; protein phosphorylation
Cellular component (GO): nucleus
Molecular function (GO): RNA polymerase II CTD heptapeptide repeat kinase activity; ATP binding; cyclin-dependent protein serine/threonine kinase activity
Source: RefSeq, a predicted model, not a curated record
AUAAAGUAGAAGAAAAUUUAGAUAAGCGCCACCUUCUAUUUAACAACUUUGGCGGUUUUCCGUUACGUUUCAUGUUGACUUUUACAAAAGUUCGUUAAGUAAAACUUAACAGAUUAUUUUACUACUGUGAUUUUAUUUAUUUUUCAGAUAUUGUGAAGUAAAAUGACAACUAAAAAUAACAUAAACGUGUCUGACUUUUUAAAAAUUGAAAAAAUUGGAGAGGGAACUUAUGGAGUCGUAUAUAAAGGAAAGAAUAAAAAAACUGGAGAAUUGGUUGCAAUGAAAAAAAUCAGAUUGGAGUCAGAAGAUGAAGGAGUACCAUCGACUGCUAUUAGAGAAAUUUCUCUGCUUAAAGAAUUAAGACAUCCCAAUAUAGUUUCACUGGCAGAUGUUAUGAUGGAAGAACAAAGAUUAUACCUAAUAUUUGAAUUUUUAACUAUGGAUUUGAAAAAAUAUUUAGACAAAAUUGAACCUGGUAAGUACAUGGAUCCCAAGCUUGUUAAAAGUUAUUUUUAUCAGAUGAAUUCAGCAAUAUUAUUCUGCCACCAAAGGCGUGUACUUCACAGAGAUUUGAAACCACAGAAUUUACUUAUUACUGUAGAUGGACUGAUAAAGGUUGCAGAUUUUGGUCUUGGACGGGCAUUUGGAGUUCCAGUAAGAGCAUAUACACAUGAAGUAGUAACAUUAUGGUACAGAGCACCUGAAGUACUUUUAGGCUCAUCAAGAUACUCAUGUCCCAUUGACAUAUGGUCUUUAGGUUGUAUAUUUGCAGAAAUGGCCACAAAAAGGCCAUUGUUCCAAGGUGAUUCAGAAAUAGAUCAGUUAUUCAGAAUUUUCAGAAUUUUAAGAACGCCAACUGAUGAACUCUGGCCUGAUGUAUCAUCUUUUCCCAAUUACAAAGCUACAUUCCCAAAUUGGACCCACUUUAACCUCGCUAGUCAAGUUAAAAAUUUAGAUGAUGAUGGAAUAGAUUUAUUGGAACAGAUGUUGGUUUAUGAUCCAUCAAAAAGGAUAUCAGCUAAGAGAAUUGCUACACAUUCGUAUUUACAAGAUGUUGACCUAUCAGUGAAACCAACAUUUACUGAUUGUUGAAAAUUUACUUUUUCAUGAUAUUAGUUUAUUAUAGGAGAUGCUGGCUUCCAUUUUGUUUGCUAAAAAGUUUGUCGAGAGAAUUCUUAGAACUUACUAGUUUAUACAUUUAAUCAGGAGUAAUGUUACAAAAAUGUAAAUCUCUAGAAUAUUCUCAAAUACAAACAAAAGAUGUCCUCUUAAUAGGAAUAUAUUUUUUAAUCAAUAAGCUUAAGAUUUUCGGUAAAUUAUUUUUAUUGUACUUUUGGAUUAAAUAAGAUCAGAUCUCUUAGUUCAAGCUAUUAACCAUGAACAAAUUAAUUUUAUAUUAUUCCAUGAACAUUGAAAGUAUUUGAAAGAUUUGAUAUGAAUUAGCUAACUGGUUUGAUUACUUUUCUAUUAGUGGACAAAUGACUUCAUAUGAUUAUUUAGAACGAAUUUUACCCAGUUGAUUUCAUGGCGCAUGAUGUAAUAAAAGUUUUAGAACAACUGUUUAAACAUAGGGAUUUAUUUCAUCUUUAGAUAUUUUUUCAUUUAUUUUUAAAUUUGAUUAAUAUCCUUGACAUCAAAAUUGUUUUAUUAUAAAUACAAAUAUAUGUCUUUGAAUACCAUUUGUUCAAUAAAAUGGAGGCUAGUAUCAAUCAACUACUUUGGGUCAAUCACUUUAUUUAUUAUAUUUUUUAUUUCUAUGUAAUUUUUUGGUAACUUUAUAAAAAUAUUUAAUUCAUGUUUAAUUAUCACCAAUCUUAGCAAAAACCGAAUUGUUUUAUAUUAGUUUGAUUUCUAUAAUAAAUAAGCAGAUAUGCAUGUUUACACAUUUAAAUGCUUAUGAAUGUGAAAUUUAGUAUAUUAGAAAUUUUUUUUCGCUUUCAACUUAUGUUCUAGACAAUUAUUUGGAACAAAUUUGUGUUGCCAAUCAAAAUAUUUAAAUGAAAAGUGGAUAGCACAAUAACUAUUUGAAAAAUACGAAACAUUCUCAAUUUUUUACUAGUUACUACAAUUUUUACAAUACAUCUUAGAUUGCAUCCAAAAUUCUUUAGUAGAAAAGUAAUAAAACAAAUAAAAUUAACUAGUAAUAUUAUGAAAAAUUCAAUUUUCUAAAUUUAGAACUACAAAGGUACUUUGAGUCUAUUUUAAAAUUCCUUUUCUAAUAUUUCAACUGUUCAAAACAAAUUAUUGUAGAAAAGAUGCAUUAUCAUAUUGGUGUUUGUUUUUAAAAUAAUUUAACCUAUCAAUUUAAAAUUUUUUUAUCUGAAAAUGUUCAACUUUUGGUCUAUAAAUUCUUUAAGCUAAACUUACAAAUGGCUUUGUAAGUCGCAGUUUAAACGUUAUUACUUUUGAUUAAUACAUCAUCGUCAGAACAGUCUUAUCACUGAAGCUGAUGUUUUAGAACCAUAUUAUCCACUUGGUUACUAGUUCCUUGAUUGUUACUAUUAACAAGUUAUAUAUGCAAAAUUAACAAAUUGCUUCGAAAAUCACUGUUUAAAGAUUAUUACUUUUGGUUUGUAGAUCAUAGACAGAACAAUCUUCUCACUAAUAAUUGUGUGUGGUUCCCAAGCUGAAGUUUUAGAACCACAUAAUCCACUUGGUUACAGGUUUCUUGUUUGUUGUUAUUAACAAGUUAUAUAUGCAAAUUAGCAAGUUGCUUCGAAAAUCACUUUGAAAACUACUACUUUUGGUUUUUAGAUCAUAGACAGAACAAUCUUCUCAUUGAUAAUUGUGAGUGAUUUCCAAGCUGAAGUUUUAGAACCCUAAUAUCUACUUGGUUACUGCUUCCUUGAUUGUAGUUUUUAACAAGUUAUAUAUGCAAAACUAACAAAUUGCUUCGAACAUCACGGUUUGAAGACUAUUACUUUUGAAUUGUGUAUCAUAUGCAUAACAAUCUUAUCAAUGUUACUUAUGUGUGAUUCCCAAGUUGAAGUUUUAAAAUGUGUCCUCUUGACUACUACAUUAUCUCUAUGCACAACUUAAUAUUGUACGUACAUAAUAUGUAUUGUCACAAAAAUUCAAUAUAAACUACAUGAAAUUUUUGGGAAUAUUGUACUUAGUUUAAAUAUUAGAUUUACGACGUAAACGUUGACAUGUAAGAAGAAUAUAGAAUUUUUCGUGACAAAACAUUUCUCCAUGUUACCUUAUAUAUUCACACAUUUCGAAGACACAAAAUAUUAUUUGGAGAAACUCUGCCACUUUUAAAAAUCAGUUGCCUAACAUCUACUAAACUCUAACAAACAUAGUAGCAUCAUUUUAAUGUUAUAAUUGUGCCAUUAUUUAGUAUUAAAUGGUUGUGCCAAAUUUUGUUAAGUAGAAACUAACUGUCAUAUACAUAUUAUCUAUUAUUUAUAUUAAUUGCUUUUAUAUUUUUAUAAAGUACGUUGUAAAAUAAAACUAACCAUACUACUGAACAUACUGUUUACACUACCACUACACCAACACUCAAAAUUACACUGUCCCGCGUUUCGAUAACCAAAUUAUCUUAAGUGUUGGUAUAGUGGUAAUGUAAACAAUGUGUUCAGCAUGAAUAUAAGUAUAUUCAAGUAUAUUCAACCAACAUCAUUUUUGUUUUUGCUUGCCACUUGGAAAGAUUUCAUGUUUUUAGAAUUACUAUAAUUCCGUAUAUAAAGUAUUAUAUAUAAUAUCUAGUUUCAAUUACAACGAACUAUUAUAUGGUGUGAUAGUGUUAUGAUGCUACUGUUUUUUUUUUGAAACAAUUUAAAUCACUUCAUAUUGAAGCAACCAUUUUAAACUGUUUUGCAAUUUACACUUUUUUAUAAUAUACGAUUUUUUACCAAAGCUUGAGGUAAAUCAAUGGAUGUAUCAAAUUCAGUGAAAAAACUCAAUAUCAUUUAUAAUAAUGAAAUAAAUACGAUGAAAAAAGUUUUUUAUGAAACAUUUUAUAUUCCACUUUACAAAUGUGACUUGGAAAACUAAAAUUGCGAAUUUUACUACUAAUAAACUUCACUGGGUAUUCAUAAAAGGAAGAAUCUCAUAUUUAAUUUGUAUUUUAAUCGAAAGGUAACAAACCCUUGUAUUUACGAACCUUUUUUAUUGUUGCCUUCGAUAUAUCACCUAAACAAUCUUAUUUAAAAGCAGUUUUGCUUGAGCUAUUAUUAUAUAUUAUUUUACAUACAAUUAUUUGUAUAAUAUUCCUAUCACCAAAAUAGAAGAGACAUAAAAUAUCAGCUCCAAUUUUCUACACUAAUUAUAUAUCUACUUUUAUUAAAAUUUUGACAACACAUUCAUCAAAACUCUCCCUUCAAUAUUAGAGAUUAUUAUGGAAUGUUGCUGGAUAUAUUCACUUCAUCCCAAUAAAUAUAAUAGUCUCAGCAUAUUUUCUAGCGUUCAUUUAAUCGAAAUUUAUAACAAAUUAAAAUUUAAUCCUAUUUUAUUCACUCUUAUUUACAAAUUUCAAUAGUCAGUUGUAAUUCGCCAUAAAAAUCAUUUCCCUUAUUCUUUACACUAUUUUAUUUAUACAUUUAAAUAAUUUACAUUAAGAUACAUAUAUACUGCAACAAACUUGAGAGGGUAUACAAAAUGCCUCUUGUAUUUUUGAAAAAGUCCAGAAAUAAAUUUUUUAGCGCUCUUUCGAAAUAGCACAGAAAAACAACUCAAAAGUUUCCAUAAUUGUAGUUUUCAGAGAUCGAAAAAUGACAUAAAUAAUCAUUGACUAGUAAAUAAUAUCUUUCAUUUACUGAACUUCUAUUUUCAAACCAAACAGUCGUACCUUUAUCAAUAUAGUAGAUGCAAACUUUUACUCUCACAAGUGUGUUGCUAAAAAAUAAAUAAUAUACAUGUUUAUAGGUUUUCUAAUUACCAAAAAGGUUUCAUUUUUAAAACUUUUUUGGUACAAUAAUGGUAUAAUAAAUAUGCAGAAUGAGGAAUAUAUAUUAGAAUGAUGAUUAAUUUGUUAUAUAUUUGGAUCAUUCUAUGUAUAUAUUGUUAUUUGACCUUUACACUCUAAAUGCGGAGUGAAACCUAUAACUACAAAAAUAAGUUUUAUUAUUUAUAGAAGUAAUAUUUUCAUUUGAUAUUUUUAUAUUUUCCUAGACUAGAUUUUGUUUUUAAGCAAAAUAUUUUACUGUAUAUGGUCAUAUUUACGAUUAUUAAACUAUAUUUGUUUUUCAUUUUA